AUGGAAUUUUGGCCUAUUUUAUUUAAAAUUGGUAAUAGGCCUCAACUACAACCAAUGGUAGCAGCAAUUUACUGUGGAGAAACUAAGCCACCUUUACGCGAAUAUCCAACUCAGUUCGUUGAUGAAUUAAAUAAUAUUUUGAAAAAUGGAGUUUUAGUUAACGAGCAGAAGAUACAAGUCAAAAUUAAAUAUUUUGUCUGUGACACCCCAGCAAGGAAUUUCAUUAAAGGUACGGUUGGGUUUAAUUCGGCUAACGGAUGCAUAAAAUGCACGGUUAUUGGGGACUAUGAUAGAGGGGGAAGAUAUAUGAGCUUUCCAAAAAUCGACUGUCCACUUAGAACCGAUGAAAGUUUUCGCAAUAAAACUGACGAUGAUCAUCAUAAAGAGGAUUCACUCCUAAUAAAAUUACCCAUAGAUAUGGUUGACGAUAUUAUAGUGGCAGAUUCUUUACAUUUGUUUCACGUAGGUUUAAUGCGAAAAUUCUUAUAUGGAUGGGUCAAUGGCAGCUACAAUUUUCGUACAAAACUUUCCGAAGCAGAUAUUGAUAAGCUAUCAGAUAUGUAUUGCAGAAGACUGCAAUAA
Brassicogethes aeneus is the source of this 582-nucleotide messenger RNA. Lineage: Eukaryota; Metazoa; Arthropoda; Insecta; Coleoptera; Nitidulidae. The record is from the annotation of a GenBank genome assembly.